Messenger RNA from Acanthopagrus latus (yellowfin seabream), 7824 nucleotides. RefSeq lists its product as uncharacterized. The record is from RefSeq and is a predicted model, not a curated record. The coding region runs from base 573 to 2231 and encodes 552 amino acids. The transcript is spliced from 11 exons. NCBI's taxonomy places the organism in Eukaryota, Metazoa, Chordata, Actinopteri, Spariformes, Sparidae.
UAUCAUAAUUAUAAGAGUUUCAGUUAUGUUUACAUUUUUUCCCUCGCUGAUACAAAAUGAUCCGUCAGUUUAAUAACUUUCUGCAUGAAUAUCUUAUUUUGUUGUACAAAGUGAUGACACGGGGAAACACCUUCCUCCGGUCCAGGCUCUCCGGGGUCGAUCUUUACCGAAGCUGCCCGAGUCCCACCGAACUCUGAUGGUCCACAAACCCGACACCAGCCGAAGCUCUCCAGUCUCUCCCGAUUCGGCCCCAUUGAAGUGUGUUGUUGUCAGGUUGGGGGAGAUGGUGUGGACGAGCUUCAUGAAAUAAAGAAAAGAGAAAAAAAAAAAAAAAAAGGAAAAGAGAAAGGCGGUUGGAGACAUCUCAGCCGAGCCCCUCCCCGCCCGCUGCUUUUUUUUUUCGGAUUCGAGGCUUGACGAAGCCCCCAUUCAUGCCGGAGUCGUGACACACCCUUGGCUGCACCAUCACCACCACCACCAUCACCACCAUCAUCACCAUCAUCACCAGCAGCAGCAGCAGCAGCAGCAGCUCCUGGCCGUACGGGCUGCGUAAAGGACGCAGACUCUUCAGGAUGAAAGCGGUUGCGGCGGCAGUGUUUAGCGUCCUGUUCUGCGCUGUUGUUUCAGCAUCUUCAAAAGUGGAACGCAAGACAGCGUUCUUCGGGGAGGACAUUUUUUUCGUUGUCCCGUCGGGGAACGUCAGUGAGGUUGUGUUCAAACCCCGGACCAACAACUCCGCUGAGGUGGUUCUGCUGCAGGAGGGCAAGGUGGUGAAUCCUCGGUGUCACAUCAGCUCUCUGGGCCACCUGGUGCUGGAGGACGUGCAGGAGGAGGACGAGGGGCUGUACAUCGUCAGAAACAUCAGCAGCCCCAACACGGCCAAGCACAUCGCCCUCGCUGUCAAGGACUGUGCUGUGGAGCAAGUGGUGAACUACGGAGAAACUUACUACAUACACCUCAACCACAUCGAGGGCCCCAUCACCCUGGAGUUCAGACCCAUUCUGGUUCAUCCCAAUCAGACUGAGAUUCAGCAUGCAACAGAGCCUCCGCCCGUGGUGCUGUAUAACCAGACGGCGGUGUCAGCGGAGGAAUACGUGGGACGCCUCGUCGUGUCGGAGAAGAAGGUGACGCUGCACGCGGUGAGGAUGAAGGACGAGGGGAGCUUCACGGUGCUGGACCGUGAGGGCAAAGUGAGGAGGAGGAACUGUCUGAACGUCAGAGGCCAUCAGACCUUCCUGCAUCCCACCACCGGAGACAACCUGAAGAUAAAACUCUACCUGCACCACUCCAACUUUAACAUCGUCUACAGGUCCAAAUCAGACAAUCAGGACCGGAGCGUGCUGAACCAGGGGGUUCUGGUGACGCCACUGGACCCUCAGCUGGAGGGCAGGCUGACCGUGGAGGGAUCCCAGCUCAUCUUUAAGAAGGUCCACGUGUCCGACACGGGCGUCUUCAAAGUGACGGACCUGGCUGGGUUUCCUGUGGCUCACGUCCACAUAGAGGUGCAACCCACGAAGCUGCCUGCCCUGACUGUAGCCGUCCUGUCCAUGCUGGGCCUGAUCGCCUUCAUGCUGGUGGUGUGCCUGCUGUCCUGCGUCUACACAAUACACAAGAGGAACGAGAAGAGCAAGAAACUGAUGCUGCUUGCUCAGCAGGCCGGGAAGAGAGACGGGGAGGCGUUCAGACAGGUGGUCCAUGAGGCUUACACCAGGUUCACUGAGGAAUCUAUAACACAGUCCAUAUGUGAUAAAACCCCGGACGGCACGGAGGUCACGAUCAAGGGCCUCGAGGUGUCCAAACCGGGCCGCUACCACACUCUCUCCUCUGACAAUUUCCUGGAGAUGAGCGACUCUGGGGUGGAGUUCACCCAGUCUGGCCUCCCACUGGACAGCGACACCGAUGCUGCGAUGACCUACGCCUCCCACAAGCCCCUCCUGAACGCCGUCUCCCCGACAGCUGUGACCGAAGAGGUUCACUCCGACAGCGUGGAGGCCACCUUGGCUCCCCACGGCGACCUCAGCGCCACCCGGACCCCUGACUCCGUCAUGAGCGCCAGCCCUGCCUCCAAUCCUCGCUCACUCGCAGCUGCCACGCCUGAUGGCAGUUUGUGCGGCGCCGCGUCACCGGGAGCGACCUCCAGGGGCACCGCUGGGUCGGAUUCAGCCCAGACGGACGGAGGAGCCGAGGGUGGAGAAGCUGUGCAGAAGGAGGAAUCGGCUCAGAGCACCUGAUAGGAUGCAACCGGGUGUUUUUUUUGUUUUUGUUUUUUCCCCUCCUCGUUGUCCUCAUACAGUAUUGACAUCCACAACAUCUGGCUCUGUGUUUCCCCUGAUAAUAUCCGAACACCACCCAAAGUCCUCGAUCACUGCAUUUGACACAACCUCACAGACAAAAUAUUUAUGCCUGGAUCUGGAUGUCACUUCAACCUCAAAGAAAAAAUAAAAUAAAAAAGACAGUUGCCUAAAAAAAACACGCAAUACAAAAUUUGCUGCACUAAAUGAGAUGCAGAAGAGUCCCGUCCCCCCACCACCACGGAGCUCUCAAAAGAAGAACAAAGCAAUUCUGUGCAUAUGGAAAAAAUGCAUGCAUUUAAAUUAAACAUUAAAGUAGAUAUCAUAGUGCAGAUCUACAGGAAAUAUGCUGACGUUAGAGUAGACCGACUGCAUGCCAGCUUCAUUGGGCCAGAGAAGCUACGAUGACGUGAGAAGGGUAAAAACACUCUCAGCACUUUUUGGGAAAACACCUAAAUGGGAUCAAAAGUAUUUCAUGGGUCCCGUCGAAAAGGUUGUCAGGAAAAAACUGUACAGGGGUUUGACAGUUUGACAGUCGGAGUCAGCGCGCUCGGAGGAAUCAGACGUUAUUUCCUCAGAACGAAGCUACGAACAACAGCAAGCAAAGAACUUCUCCGGUGUCGAGGCGAAUCCCGAUGUGUCGCCUCUGACAGCACUUUUGUCUCUCACAGCGUCACACGAACGCUGAUGAUUGUAUUCCUUCGCACCCGCGCACGGACUCUAUUAUCACCAGUACAAGUAUGUCAGAAAGCGUCUCCGCCCCUCGCACAGAGGAGCUCGUCUCAGCACUCCAUUCACCGCCAUCCAUGAGAAAAAAUCCCCCAUGACGGAUUCUUUCUGGACGCUGACACGAGCUCUGUAGAUGGAAAGCAACCUCUCCUCCUUUCUCUCAUAUCUUUUGGUGUCAGAUCUGCCGCUCUUGAAGGCAUCAACCCCAACAAAAACCAAACCCUUCCACCUCAUCUCACACGGGCUAAUGAUGAAACACCCACCAGAUCGACAGCUCCCUGCAGACGCUACACUCACGUGUCCUUAUUUGAUCGCAGGCCCUGUCGGAGGAACAUCAAAUUGGAAGAAUACUCUGCAACACUUCUUGGACUUUCGGCGCGGCUCCCGAGAACAUAAUUGGAUUCUUGGUCUCCUCGCGGAAGGACAGACUCACGGACACCGCAGAGUGACGAGCGGCGAUAAAAGAGACGACGGCGAUGGAACAGGGAACUAUUCGAGGGAGCAGAUAAAAUGACUUGCAUGAUUUAAAGCCUCCUAUUUUCGUCUCAGCCACCAUCCAACGGACGGAGCUCUUGAUUAUUGUGGCCCAGUUGUUUGCCAAAAAUGAAGUGACUGGAAAGGCGCAGUCGGAUCAAUCUGUGAUAACGAUGCGGCCUGCGACAAAAUGAGUGUGUGUGUGGGUGGAUGUUGACGGGGGCUGAUUAUAUUAGAGCUUUGGUGCAUAGAGGCGUGAUUCCUUUCAGAAAAAAACAAGGAAAUGAGAAAGAGGACGACAUUCUCAGUAUUAAAAUCCAGAAAUACUGAUUAAAUUAUUAUCAACAACCCAGAAAACCGAUGAGUUCAUACAUGUGCUGCUGCUCGUGGUCCGUGGCUAAAGAAACAGUCCUGUAAUACUGAUGCUAAUUAACAGAGCACGACAUGAUGUAAGGAUGGUCAGAUGUUUACAGACAUUUCAACCUAAUCACCAGUGUAAAUGUUAGCAGGGUACGUUUCUGCAAACCACGGAAAUGUUAACAUUUGUUUACACUUUAUUCUUCUUUAAUAAUCACAAGUCAAGACAAGACAAGACGAGUCAGAUCACAUGAGGAUAAAGGAAAAGGUCGAAACAAUGAAAUGCCAUCAGCUCCUUAGAAAUAUCUGGUUGUUUCAUGCUCACAAAUAAUGAAACGCCGCCUCGAUGAGUGAAGUCCAACAUGGCAGCUGUCUCGCCCAGCUGUCACACCGUCCCUCCACCUGCUGACACCAAAGUCGUGAUGUGAUCUGCAUGUCACGCACACAGUAAUGUGUCCUGUGGUUCGCAGAAACCUAAAACGCCAACAUUUCAUUCUGCCGACCAGGCUGAAUAUUUCAGCUUAAAGCUCCUCUGUGACAAUGAAACGCCUCUUAUUGACUCGAAGGCAUUCCAGUCCUGAUAACCAAUAGUUCACAUUGUCGAUUUGUUUACUCUAAUAUAUGUGCGAAGUUAAAAAAAAAAAAAAAAAAAAUGCCCCCAGGCGUCACAGGAUGUCGUAGUGAUGUGUUCAGGAUGCUUCUAAAUGACCGUAGAUAACAAAUCCACAGUCCUGCUUUUUUUUUUUUUUUUGUUUAACCUUUUUGUUCUUGUUUUAAAACAAGAAGGCCUGUAAAUCAGCAGUGUGUCAUUUAAUUACAGCCUUUACCACAAUAAACACAUUUCCUGGUAGAAUAAAAGAAAGGACGAGAAAAAACACGAGUAAUUGACCUGAGAUACAGAUGAGAGCGAGGAGACGCUCGAGUUCAAACGCGCUUAAAAAGAAGCACGAACAGUCAAUUAGUUUAAGCUCCCGCGGCCAGAACAACUGCGUUCGACUAAUUAGUUCCUGUUUCUUGCCGUGGAAGAAGCCUGCGGGCUAAUUCAGGUCGCAGGAAACAGAUUUACACCAAAGACUUUUCACAUAAUGAGACCGAGACGUCUCGAACCGCUGAGGAAACUCCGUCAGUUCAUGUGUGUCCUCCACAGGUCCUGAGCAGCAUUUUCACACCUUUAGGGAAUCACAGCAGCGUCCUCAUCCGAACAUGUAACAAUAACCCCACGCAGACGUCACUGUUAUCGCCUCCAUCGACAGCUGUUAGCAGCCUGGCUACCUCGAGCUGUAACUGAACUGAUGUCAAAUUGGAAAGUCGGUGAUAAAAGUUGGACCUCCGCCCUCGAUGGGCGUCAUUAAAAAAAGCAGUCGGGUGGACACAAAAGUUUGGUGUCCGGACAAGAAAAAGCACAAAAUUCAACACGUGGGAUCCUUUUGAUACAAAAAAAAAGGUUCACAUUGUAUUUAAAAAGGGUAGAAAAACAAGUAGCAGCUAUUGUAAAUACGAUAUAUUGAUCUGCAAAAAAAUGACUAGCUGAACUAGCUCCCGUCCUCUUCAGGAACAUGUAGUUUGGAUUGAUUCUUUAUUUACCGCUGAGGUUAAAUAUAAGAACCCUGAGUGUGUGGGAUGACCUGCAUACCCUUCUUGUAUGCCAUCCAAGUAUUGAUUUUGUACGGCUCCUUUAUCGGCCGCUGCUUUUGCUCGUGCAGGGACUUCUCGACUUAAUCCGAUAUAUAUAUUAACACCACAUGAAGCCUCCUUAACUGACUUUGUGUAUGAUGUAAAUAUCAGGUUGAUUCAGUUAAGCUCUAAUAACGAAGGUUAAGUGGACUAAUGACUAAUUGAUGAUCAAUGACUUUCAGUUAAAAUCUAAAGCAAUAUUAACGAUAAUAGCACUGAGACAUCACUAACAUCCUGUCAGGCGCGUAGAGGAAUCUGACAUAGCACACCUCGACACCGCUCACCCUUUUUUUUCACUGUUGUAAAUAUACAAUAAUAUGUGGUCUGCAUGUGUAUAGUGCAAAAAUACUAAUACGUUUCUUACUGCAAGGCUUAUGCAAGAUUUUAUACUAUUAAACCGCUGCAUUGCUCCUUUAACCACUCACCCACAGUAGGUAGAAAGCUAACACGUCGGGCUGGAGAGACCUUCAGUCCAGCUCAUGAUAACAUGAGGAGGUGUGAAGUCCUUCCAUCAGAGUUUCAUUCAGCUGCGUUGGAGUACCUGUAGUCACCUGUCGGGUUCGUUAUCAGACAUUUACCUGUACUGAAACAUGGAUAAUUAUUUAUAGACUUGGCCAACAAAGCAGGAAGUCAGCAACUUAUACAAUGACGUCAGAAAAAUGUGUGCACAUCAAAUCAAAACAUUAGCAUCAUAAAUAAAAGUUUGACGCUAACGUAUUUAGCCGAGCUUUGCACAAAGGCUGCUCGCCUCUACUGACUCGGCUCUAAAGUGACAUUUUAGCUAACUUCCUGUCUGUUUCGCUGUUAGCCGUCCUCUCUGCGUCACCACAUGAACAUGCAGAGAUAAUCGACAAACAGGAUCCGACUCCUCGUGUGUUCACGAGCAGACGGAACCGCCUCUUUAUGGAGCUCUCUGCUCUGAUUGGAGGGAGUGGGCCGGGAUACUUUUCUUUUCUCUUUGACUGCAUCACCAAUCGGUCUUUAACAGUGAUUAGGUUUGAAAUAUGGAGCUGUUUAACACAUAUUUCAGUAGAAAAAUAUGACAACAGCUUUAACGGAGGGCAGAGCGACACUUUGUGCAGGAAGUGAGUCAGUUAAGGGACCUCGGGAUCCUGGUGCUAUUUGGCCACUUAACAAUUCAAUAAAAUACAACAGGCGACCAAUAAAUUCCUGUUUCAGCCUCCAAGAGACAAAGUUCAGACACGACUGGUUAAUCUGAUAUCGCUGCGUAGGUGUUUUUAUUGGACCAUCGUAAUGAUUGUUGAACAGCACUGCAGCUGGACACUUUCACUUUGUUUUUUGCAGAUUUAUAAGGUUCAGGCACUGCGUCUAUCUCAGUUCAUGCAACUGUGGCAUUAAAUACGAGAUCAGGUCAUGCAUGAACAGAACUACAGUCGUAUUAAUAAAACAGUGGCAAAGUGGCUUCUGAGCCACUGUUACCUGCAGUUAAAUCCAAAUAAGAUAAUGCAGUCCUGUCAGGUGGUUAAAACAGAGUUAACCUAGUUUUAGUUUCUUUAUCGCCACAUAUAAAAUAAUAAAAAGUGUCCUGCUGCGUAUCUGGAGUGACAGUAAUGCAGCAGUAAAAGUGAAUGUUGAGUAAAAGUCUUGAUAUUACAUGUGCUUAAAUAUCAAAAAGUAAAAGGUUGAGGUAUCAGCUGAGCGCUCGUUAUGCUGGAACAGUAAUGAUGAAGUUCAGGCAGUCGCAGCUGAUGAAGUCUUUGUGGAAGGAUUUCACUUUCUGUCGUUCGACCUCGUCUGAUGUUUUCUGUUUCGCCGCACAUCAGAGCCGUUUUUCACACAGAACAGAAGUGCUGAUCCCCGUGUUUGUAGAGGCAGAUUUAAUAAAACGAAUCUCUCAGUUCUGCUGGAUUCGCUCCCUCUGUUAAUCUACUAUCCUCUGUAAUUCCAAAAGAAUAUAAUGAAAAACCACGAAACGAUGCCCGCAGUUUGCUAAUACCUCUGAUUAUAAUAGACGAAAUAUCAGAGGAAGUGUCAGCUGCAGCGAAGAUCAAUUAACUUUACUUCACUCGAGUGCAAUCCAGUGAUCGGAUUUGGUUUUAUCUAUGAUGGAUAAUUGGAGAAGAUAAUUGAAAACCACCGGCCUCUGUCGCUCUACACUAAGAACUUUGUUUUAUCAUGAAUAUUGAACACACAGUUUGAAACCAGGUGUGUAUUCUUUUGAACAAACUGACCCCAGAUCAGCGGCGCAAUCUGCUUGAAAAUCGCUCCACACCUCCGUCCCCCCCACCGCGACACUCACAGCACCUGAGAAUGUUUUUUAUACAGAAAAAAAAAAAAA